This is a messenger RNA of Rotaria socialis, 3144 nucleotides long. The record is from the annotation of a GenBank genome assembly. NCBI's taxonomy places the organism in Eukaryota, Metazoa, Rotifera, Eurotatoria, Philodinida, Philodinidae.
AUGAUUAUGAAAUUAUGUUUUUUUAUGUUAAUUUGCUUUAUUUAUGAUUCCUUUGUACAAGCAACAAAAGAAGUUGUCCUAUUAGAUACACGAGAAGCUCGUGAUUAUCUUAAUUGGGAUAAAACAUCCAAUAAUGGAAAUCUAAACGAUGGCUGGGGUGAACUAAGUUUCGAAGCUAAAUUAUUUCCAACACUUUUAUUAUCACCAUCAACAUCCACAUUAUGGCGUACACAAUAUGUAUGUGACAUAACAUCCGAACGUCAUGUGGAUAAUUGGUUACGCUCACCUUACUUUAAACGUCAACAAGCUCAACGUAUUGAAAUUGAACUCGGCUUUUCUAUUCGAGACUGUUCAACAUUUCAAACGCCAAAUGAAAUACGUUCGUGUCGUGAAACAUUUGAACUCUAUAUACACGAAAGUGAUUAUGAAGAUAAUGAUCUAUUAUGGUCAUCCUAUAAAUUAGUUGAUGUUAUUGCUGGAAAUCGUUUUACAUCAAACAAUUAUGGUAGUCAAUCAUCGGCAUCAAGCGGAAAUAAUCUAACAGUUAAUGUUAAAACUCGUGGCAUAUCUGUAAAUAAAAAUGGUUUCUAUAUCGCAUUUCGUGAUCAAGGCGCAUGUGUAUCAUUAUUAUAUGUUAAAAUUUUUUAUCGUCUAUGUCAAGAUACAAGUAUUGGUCUUGUACUUUUCCCAGAAACUCCUACAGGCGCACAUUUAACUGAUAUUGUCGAACGUCAUGGCAUAUGUACAAUUAAUUCUAAACCAGUCCAGAAACCACUAGGUUUCUGUAAAGGAAAUGGCGAAUGGGCUUUUCAAGAAACAUCAUUGCGUGAUAGUUGUCAUUGUCAAGAUGGGUAUGAGCUUCUUAUUGAUAAUAAGAAUAAUGGUCUUCUAUCUCGUGCCAUUUGCAAGGCGUGUUCAAUUGGCACUUUUAAAUCAACUAUUAGUAAUAAUUAUCGAUGUGAACGUUGUCCAUUGAAUAGUCAUACAAAAGAUAAAGGUGCAUCGUCGUGUAUAUGUAAUGAUGGCUUCUUUCGUCUUAAUGCAUCAUUAUCCAAUUCACCUUGCUUUGGAAGUCCUAUCGAACCACAAAAUGUAACAGUCGAUGAUAUUGAUCAAGCAUCAAUUAAAAUAUCUUGGAAACGAUCAAUAGACAAUGCAAAUGAUAUUGUUUAUCGUAUAGAAUGUAAUCGUUUAGUCGAAGGUCGACUUAUACCUUGUGAAUCUUACAUAUCGUAUCAACCAAAUCGUACAUUUAUUAAUGGUUCAAGUGUACAAAUGUUGGGUCUUGAUGCUGAUACAAAUUAUAAUAUUGAACUCUAUGCUGAACAUCUAUCUACACAUUUAUUAAGUAAAUCAGUUGAUUUAUCAUUUACAACAAAACGACCAAUACCAAAAUUAAUUCGUGAUAUAAAUAUUCGACGAAUAUCAUUGAAUACAAUAAUAAUAUCAUGGUCAUCGAAUGAUUUUGAUCAAUAUCAAAUACGUUAUUGGCCAUUAAAUGAUGAUAAUAGAAAAUUUCUUCGAACACUUCUAUUCAAUAAUUUUACAUUGAUAACACAAUCGGAUAAUUAUAAAUUUCAACUACGUGGUCAUACACGUUUUGGUUGGAGUUUAUAUACACAAGAGAAAUCACUUUCUGUAAGUUCACUAUUAGUCGAUGAACAAUAUUUAGCAAAUACGAAAUUAACUGAUGUUACAACCAAAUUUGUUGAAAACAAAACCAUACUUCUUAUUGGACCAUUUAUUAUUCUUCUAUUACUUAUUACAGUUAUUAUUUUAGCAUUUAUUUAUUCGAAAAAAAGACGAACAUGUCGAUUGAAAACAGCAAGUGAUUGUGAAUCAUUAGACUAUCAAAAACGACAAGUGAGUGGUCAUUAUGGGCCCGAUGCAUUCUUCAAUUCUGGCUGGUCAGCACCAUUAUGGCCUCCGAUUCCAACAACAUCGAAAACAUACAUCGAUCCUCAUACAUAUGAAGAUCCAACAAAAGCUGUAAGAGAUUUUGCACGUGAAUUGGAUCCUAAUUUAAUAGUUAUUGAAUCAGUCAUCGGCGGUGGCGAAUUCGGUGAUGUCUGUCGAGGCAAACUGCGUAAACCAAAUAUGAUGAAAGAUGUACCAGUUGCAAUAAAAACAUUAAAACAAGGCGCAAUAGAAAAAACUCGUUUAGAUUUCUUAUCUGAAGCUAGCAUAAUGGGACAAUUUGACGAUGAAAAUGUUAUUUACUUGGAAGGUGUUGUAACAAAACAUCAUCCUAUUAUGAUUGUAACUGAAUAUAUGGAAAAUGGUUCAUUAGAUGCAUAUCUUCGAGCAAAUGAAGGAAAUAAAUGUCUUGAUGCAUUGCAGUUAACACGUAUGUUACGUGGUAUUGCAUCUGGCAUGAAAUAUCUAUCAGAUAUGAAAUAUGUUCAUCGAGAUUUAGCAGCACGAAAUAUUCUUGUAAAUAAAGAUCUCAUAUGUAAAGUAGCUGAUUUUGGUUUAAGUCGUGAAAUCGAUGAUGGUGAUAGUUAUACUACAAAAGGUGGUAAGAUUCCAAUACGUUGGACAGCCAUUGAAGCCAUUGAUUAUCGUAAAUUUACGUCGGCAUCCGAUGUGUGGAGCUUCGGUGUAUUAUGUUGGGAAGUUGUUUCAUUUGGUGAAAGACCUUUUUGGAAUUGGUCAAAUCAAGAUGUGAUUAAAGCAAUUAAAAAUUCCUAUCGUCUUCCACCACCCAUGGGUUGUCCUGAUGUAUUAUACAAGUUAAUGCUUAUCUGUUGGAAUGAAGAAUAUUUGGAACGACCAAAAUUUACAGAUAUCGUUCAACAAUUAACGCAAUUUAUUCAAGUACCUAGUCGACUUCUUUCACUAGCAAAACAACGAUUCGUUUUCGUCAAUCAUCCCGAUCAGCCUAAUUUUGCUCAAGUAACAUCUAUCAUAGACUGGCUUCAUAAUUUACAACUCGAUCGUUUAAUACGAUUAUUUAUGAGUGCUGGUUAUACGAACCUAUCACAGAUAUGCCAUUUUAACCAAUCAGAUUUGCAUGAUAUUAUUGGAAAUAGUAUAACACUUGAUGAACAAACUCGUUUAUUAGAUUCAUUAAAACAUGUACGAUCGCAAUUGGUAUUGAUAUCAUCGAAAUCAUUGUUGCCUGGUGAAGGCUAUCUUGUGUAA